Molecule: messenger RNA, 1961 nt
Organism: Cephus cinctus (wheat stem sawfly)
Lineage: Eukaryota; Metazoa; Arthropoda; Insecta; Hymenoptera; Cephidae
Gene: slow
Exons: 9
Coding region: 641-1930 (429 amino acids)
Biological process (GO): anatomical structure development
Cellular component (GO): cell surface; extracellular region
Molecular function (GO): signaling receptor binding; calcium ion binding
Source: RefSeq, a predicted model, not a curated record
GUUCUCAAUAAAUUUUCCCUAUACCUAUACUCGGCACAGUAUUAAGGUAAAAAAUUCUCGCUUAUAAAUUGCAACAUCCAACAUCAUAAAAAUGCGUUCUUCAUUUUUUUCCAGAUUCCAAUAUUAUUAGGCAAUUGUGAAUCAUAUCUCAUACGCGUCUUAAUGUGGCACCUUUAUCAUCGCGAAUACACAUAUAGGACAGUUAUUGCCGACAGACGGAGCAUUGUCCUGUCCGCUUGUGGCGAAGCGAUAUACACGAAUAACCACAUGUGUACGGUAAGGUGGUAGGUGGUAGGUUCGAAGUAAAGCGUGCAGCAGCGAGUGGGGCUCUCAGAGAAAAAGAGAAUCAAGAGAGGAACGGUGGGAGAGAACGAACAACUCAAGCACGUGGAGCUCCGUGUCUCGUUCAGUAGUUCUCCUUACAGCCUUCGGACAAUUUCGUAGCGAGUAACUGACUGAGGAUUUGAACUUGAAAAUAAAUUCGGCCACUGACCUUGAUAUUUGGUCGAGACAAUUUGAAACUGUGAAACCAUGUGACUGUAAUUGGGAUUUUAGAUUGCGCGAAUACAAAGAUAUUUUAUAUACGCAUAAAUAGGUGUAAAACGUGCAUAAAAUAUUUAAAGAAAAAAAAAAAAAAACAAUGAUUGGCCGCACCGGAAGUUUUUUACUCCUCGUGAUUGUUGCUGUCAUUUCCGGUGUGACUGGUAACGUUCUAAAUGAUCCUUAUCAGCGGCUUCCGGCUCGUGAAAAUUCUUGGCCGAGUUUUCAGAUUUCCAAAACACUUUUGGCGGCAAGACAUUCUAGGGAUAGUUUACCCAGUGCGAGGCUGGAUCGAAUGAUUAAGGCUCAUCCACAGGAUCGGACGAGACUUCACGUUGAAAAGGAUGUUAAUCAUUCAUAUAGAAACGCGCAAAGUUCAAGUUUUGAAAAGGGAUUUGAGCAGCCUUCUAGGACUGACAGAUUAACUGCCGUGGCUCGAUCUGAAGGUGCUGGGACCAGGGCUGUUGCUUAUGCUGGUUAUCAUAGCAAUCAUCAUCAACAUCAUCAUCAGGGGAGGGAAUCGUAUCUACAGGGCUUUCAAAACGCAUCUCCUGUACAGGUGUAUACGAAACAACACCCUGGGAGGAGAGUAUGCACGAGACAAGCUCCAAGUGCUGUCGCGCAGCAUCAUCGAGGAAGGCAGAUACGAGUCCUCUAUACGGAAGUGUCUUCUGGUUUUUUGUGCUGUCCUGGAUGGACGCAAGUGACGCGGUUCAGUUUUGGCUGCAACAAGCCCACUUGCUCCUUGCCCUGUCUAAACGGCGGUACCUGCACUUCACCAGGGAGGUGCACGUGUCCUAAGGGUUUCACGGGAAAUCAAUGUGAGACAGAUGUGGACGAGUGCGUGACCGAGAAGCCCUGUGGGCAGCUAUGCAGAAACGUCCUUGGUAGCUACGAGUGCAACUGCAGACCCGGUUUUCAACUGCAACCGGAUGGUCAAUCCUGUCGCAAAAGCGACGGAAAUGGUACGGCCUUCGAAGCUCGCGAUUUGGAAAACGACUACGGACCCACCACGACGAAAAAGCCGUCGAUACAAGAUAGUGAGAAUGAGGUGGGUGAUUCCGAUCUCGAUCAGGAUUACGAGAUUAUUCUUAAGAGACUGAUCAAACUGGAGAAGCAAUUGGCACGUGAGAAGAAACGGGAUACUAAGAACACGGAGAUGAAUACGAAAAUGGACAUGACUGUGGAACGUAUGAGGAAAAUGAGCAGGACAGUUGAUAACAUGCUGGUUAUGAAACAAGAAAUGAACGACAUGAAGAACCAGAUGAAGCUGUUUGAACAAGAGUCUAGGAAAAUUCAGCAAUUGGCAAACAGAAUUGCUGAACUUGAGAAUAGAUUGAUUGUACGGUGUUCUCCGGCUUUACCGAUUAAUGGGAGAAUGAAUUAUUAAUUAAUAAGAUUUGCAUGGAAAGAAUGAUUGA